AUGUUCGCGUUUCCAUAUACCUCAUACGAAGCACUCGAAAAACAAAUAAAUGAUGUUAUAUUCCAAUCACGUUUAGAAAAAACUUUUAAUAUAUACCCAAAAGACUUAUAUAAUAAGCUAUUUAAUAACUCCUCUGAAAAUGUAAAAAAUGCCAUUAAUAUUGAUAAAAAGAUACUUGAAUUAAAGAAAUCAAAACUUAUAAAUAAAAAGUAUACCUUUGUUUCAGUAUCGAUUUUAUUAGUAUGUUCAGCUGUUUAUUUUACUUUCAAAACAUUAGCAAAUAAAAUAAUAAAAUUCUCACAUAUAAGUGCUAUAAAAUUCAUUUAA
Molecule: messenger RNA, 327 nt
Organism: Plasmodium berghei ANKA
Lineage: Eukaryota; Apicomplexa; Aconoidasida; Haemosporida; Plasmodiidae
Product: conserved Plasmodium protein, unknown function
Exons: 1
Coding region: 1-327 (108 amino acids)
Source: RefSeq, a predicted model, not a curated record